AUGACACAGGUACUAUCAAAAGACCUUAGUGAUUUAUUAGAAAGUGCUUUAAAUGAAAAAAUCGAAAGUUUUGACAUCCAGGUAGAGGGCAAUGGUACAGGAGAGGGUUAUUUAGGAGAAGUUCUUUUUAUAACAUUAACUAACAAAAGUACCAACAAAACUGAAAAUGUAGUAGUCAAACAGGUACUUGGUAGUUCCGUAGAGACUACUAUAAAUUUCAUGUCAUCAACUUUCAUAAAUGAAAUUCAUUUCUACGAGAAGUUCCUCCCAGCUUUGCAAGAAUUUCAGAGAACCUAUCCCGGAGCCGAAAUUUUUACCCAUGCUCCCAAAUGUCUGGCUUCAUGUCUAGAGAAAGGAAAAGAAAAGUUAAUAUUGGAAAACCUGAAGUUUAGGAAUUUUACUUUGCAUCCUAAAAAAGAAUUCGUAGGGUAUAAAAUGUACGAAGCUGUAUUUAAAACAUACGGAAAGUACCAUGGAGCUUGUUUAGCCUUUAAACAGAACCAACCAGAGAAGUUUCUAGAAUUAGCUAAUGGUUUUCAGAACAACUUUAAAAAAUUUGUUACGGGUGGUUUAUUAAAGAGAGGCAUACUUGGAACGAGUGCAAUGGUAAAAUCAAUAUUAAAAGAAAACCAUCCAGAAUUAUACGAAAAGUUUGCACCCUUUGCUGAUAAUGCUCUAGAAAAGUUCUUGAAUUGUUUAGAUUAUAGAAGCCCAUAUUCCGUAAUAACUCAUGGCGACUGUUGGAGUAACAAUAUAAUGUUUAAAAUAAAUGAAUCAGGUGCCAUAGAAGAUGUUCAACUAAUUGAUUUCCAGAUGACGUGGUUAGGUACCCCAGUUAUGGAUCUAGCGUACAGUUUCUAUUCAGGCACUGGAAAGGAAAACUUGGACAAACUAGAUGAUCUCCUAAAAGUAUAUCACGACAGUCUAAGCGAAACGUUGAAAAGUUUAGACUGUGACGUUGAAAAAGUCUUUCCAUUUGAUGCACUCAAGAAGGAGUGGAAGGAGUACAAUGCGUUUGGUUUUAUAAUGGGCUUACUCUUGUGGGUAAACAAAACUGCGGAACCUAGAGAGAUACCUAAUAUUAGCGAGAUAAUGGAUCAACCUAAAGAUGAUAAACAAGAAGACAAGGAACAUUUGGGACUUCAAAUGGACCAUGCCUUCUUUUGUAAAUCGACUAUUCCCAUAAUAAAACAUAUGUGUGAUAAUAAUUUUUUGUAA
Diabrotica balteata is the source of this 1218-nucleotide messenger RNA. Lineage: Eukaryota; Metazoa; Arthropoda; Insecta; Coleoptera; Chrysomelidae. The record is from the annotation of a GenBank genome assembly.